Messenger RNA from Pygocentrus nattereri (red-bellied piranha), 1445 nucleotides. RefSeq lists its product as uncharacterized. Gene Ontology annotation, biological process: response to bacterium. The annotation marks the transcript as partial. The transcript is spliced from 5 exons. The record is from RefSeq and is a predicted model, not a curated record. NCBI's taxonomy places the organism in Eukaryota, Metazoa, Chordata, Actinopteri, Characiformes, Serrasalmidae.
AUAGCGAGUGGCAUUUCUCUCAGUAUUGAACGCGUCACUAAAGAAGAUGAAGGGGUGUACUUCUGUGGAGAGACUGGAAAGAAAACUCUGGACUUCUCUACUGCUACAUUCUUAGCGGUCACAGGUAACGGGCAGUUAAACACCUCAGUGCUCCAAACUGCAGUACGGUGGUCAGUUUCUCCAGGAGAGUCGGUCACUCUGCAGUGCAGGGUCCUCUCUGAGAUCAGAGCAGCAGAUCUCCGAGUGCUCUGGUUCAGAGCUGCUGCAGGACAAUCCUUUCCUGAAAUCAUUUACACUCAUCAGAACAGCAGCAGCCGUCAGUGUGAGAUCAGCUCUUCUACAAGCUGCUCUCUGUAUGAGUUCUCUAAGAACAUCCUCGACCAGCACCAUACUGGAACUUACUACUGCGCUGUGGCGGUUUGUGGGAAGAUCAUCUUUGGCAAUGGAACAUCAGUACAACUGAAAGAUCCUGUAGAUCAUGUAAUGCUGACUCUGGCAGUUUUCUCAGCAGUGUGUGUGGCUGUAAUCUGCACUCAAACCAUUUUAAUCCAUAAACUGAGAAAAUCUGAACACUGUGCUGGUGAGAGAGUUCACCAGGGGGCUGUGGGUGAGUGGACCACCAGACAGGAACAGAACACUGAGAACCUGCAUUACGCUGCCAUCCACAUCAAAGAGAACAAAGCCAAAGGUGGGAGAGUGAAGAGAGAACAGCCUGAAGACGUUGUUUACUCUCACGUGAGAAGCUCCAAUGCUGCUGCUCAGCGCUCACAUCGCUAAUUUCCUAAGAUGAUCAUGAGUGAACGUUUGGACCUUUUCACACCAAAUUAAGAAUUCAAAUUCAAAUUAAGACGUGAGAACUCAGCAGAUAUGAGCUUCAUUCACUGCAGUGUAGUAAAACAUUGAGAUUGACCAGCAAUAUAUUAUUAAAUUAAGGCCUAAAUAUAGUCUUAUGAAAAAGUUCUGGCUUUAUGGAUUUUCAAAGUGAGAAUAAGAAGUAGAACAUUUUCUAUAGAGAAUCACACGUCUCUCAUUUUAAAGCACAGUUACUGUUCAUUUGUUAAAAUAAACACAUUGAGGAAACAAUAUGUGAUCUGUGCUAAUAUGAAGGUACAUUUUAUGUUUUUUUUAAUUUAUUUGGGGACCUCUCUGGUCUAAUUAUACACAGUUCGUACCGUUCACUGUGAAAUGGUGAGUCUUUGUCUCCUAUUCUCUCUGGUGGAUUUAUUAACUUAUUUUCACUUUGGAAAUCAACAUUCAGGUGGAUUGUGGGUAGGUUGAGGAUGUGCUCAUCCUUCAGAACCUGUAAAGAACUAAGACUUUAUAUGAAUGGCUGAUAUUUGUGGGGCUGAAUUCCAGUAAAGAGAAUUGAAUUGUGUAAUAAUGAAUGUCUGUGUUUGAAAUGAAAAACACUGCAUUGAAGAAAAGCUACGUUAGAUGAGAGUCAG